Molecule: messenger RNA, 561 nt
Organism: Lactuca virosa
Lineage: Eukaryota; Viridiplantae; Streptophyta; Magnoliopsida; Asterales; Asteraceae
Source: the annotation of a GenBank genome assembly
AUGAACAUAGGUAAUAAAGUAUACCUAAAAGACAUUGAAAGUUUGGCUGAUGAUUCACAUCUCAAACUACGGGUUUUAAAGAUGUGGAAUUUCAUAAAGUAUAUAAUUCCAAUCAACGUGCAAGAUCAUACCGGCACCAUUGGAUUUACUCUUUUUGAUAGGGAAGCAAAAAGAUUGUUGGAUAUAAGUGCAUAUGAGUUGAAAAAAUUACACGAAGAGGCUGGAGACAGUAUGCAACUUUUUCCAAACCAAAUGAACGUAUUGAAAAACCGCAAAUUUGCGUUUCUUGUAAAUAUUACAUCCUACAACGUCAACAACUAUAAUAAUAUCUACAGCGUUGUCAAAAUUACAGAGGAUGUGGACAUUGUUUCCCAUUUGGAAAGUAAACUAGAAAUUUUGACUACUAAAUCAGUGUCCUUAAAUGAAGUACCCCUCGAAUCAGAUGAUGUUGUUCAGAAUGUUCAAAAGGAUGUCAUAUCACAAACAGAUGAGAGUUUUACUCCAUCAACAGUUGAUAAAUCAUCUGCAACCAGCAACCAGUCCGCUGAAAAUACCAACUGA